Molecule: messenger RNA, 3561 nt
Organism: Striga hermonthica
Lineage: Eukaryota; Viridiplantae; Streptophyta; Magnoliopsida; Lamiales; Orobanchaceae
Source: the annotation of a GenBank genome assembly
AUGAGAACUGGUAGAAAAAAGAGAUUCAAUUUAAGCAGCAUCUAUUCAUUCAAAUGUGGCAAAGGAUCAUCUGAGGAUGAUGGCCAAUCACAAAUCGGAGGGCCGGGUUUCUCGAGAGAGGUUUAUUGCAACGAGCCGGACGGCCAGGAUGCGAGCCUUAGGAAUUAUUCGACAAAUUAUGUUAGGACAACUAAGUAUACUGCUGCAACUUUCUUGCCAAAGUCCCUGUUUGAGCAGUUUAGGAGGGUGGCUAAUUUCUACUUUCUUGUGACUGGGAUUUUGUCUUUCACUUCACUUGCACCUUAUUCUGCUGAGAGUGCUAUUGUUCCCUUGAUUGUAGUUAUUGGUGCAACUAUGGCCAAAGAGGGAAUCGAGGAUUGGCGUCGAAAAAAGCAGGAUAUUGAGGUCAACAACCGAAAGGUCCACGUACAUGAAGGCAAUGGGAACUUCCGGCCAACCGAAUGGAAAAACCUAAAAGUGGGCCACAUAGUCAAAGUCGAAAAAGACGAAUUCUUUCCGGCUGAUCUUCUCCUCCUCACCUCCAGUUACGACGAUGCAGUUUGCUACGUCGAGACAAUGAACCUCGACGGUGAAACUAACCUUAAACUCAAGCAAGCCUUAGAAUCAACAUCAUCCUUAAACGAGGAGGACAUUAAGGAUUUCUUCGCACUCGUCAAAUGCGAGGACCCGAAUGCAAAUUUAUACUCUUUUGUCGGGAGCAUGGAGUACAACGGCCAGCAGUACCCUCUUUCCCCUCAACAACUCCUUCUUCGAGACUCCAAGUUACGAAACACUGACCAUGUGUAUGGGGUCGUCAUUUUCACAGGCCACGACACGAAAGUCAUUCAGAACUCGACUCACCCACCUUCGAAGAGGAGUAAAAUCGAGCGGAAAAUGGACACGAUCGUUUACCUCUUAUUCGGUGUUCUUUUCUCGAUGGCAUUGGCUGGUUCGGUUUAUUUCGGUGUUCUGACUAAACGGGACUUGGGGGGCCCACUUGAGAGAAGGUGGUACCUGAGGCCCGACAGGUCGAAUAUCUUCUUCGACCCCAAACGAGCCCUGGCUGCCGGGAUAUAUCAUUUCUUGACGGCCCUUUUGCUCUACAGCUACUUGAUCCCGAUUUCUCUAUACGUAUCAAUCGAAAUCGUGAAGAUCCUUCAGAGCAUUUUUAUUAAUCAAGAUGUUUGUAUGUAUUAUGAGGAGGCUGACAAGCCGGCCCGCGCUCGAACUUCGAAUCUGAACGAGGAACUCGGCCAGGUGGACACGAUACUCUCGGAUAAAACCGGGACGUUGACUUGUAACUCGAUGGAGUUCGUUAAGUGUUCGGUGGGUGGUAAGGCUUACGGGCAUGGCGUGACUGAGGUUGAAAAAGCUAUGGCUAAAAGAAAAGGGUCUCCUUUAUAUGGAAAAGAUGAUGAUGUUGAAAGUCCUAAGAGGAGAUCAUCGGUUAAAGGAUUUAACUUUGACGAUAAAAGGAUUGUAAAUGGGAAUUGGGUGAACGAGCCUCGUUCGGAUAUUGUUCGGAAAUUUUUCCAGCUGCUGGCUAUUUGCCACACAGCUAUACCGGAUGUUGAUGAGAAUACGGGGAAAGUAAAUUAUGAAGCCGAGUCGCCAGAUGAGGCUGCUUUUGUUAUUGCAGCUAGGGAGCUCGGGUUUGAGUUCUUUAAGAGAACGCAAAAGAAUGUUUAUGUGAGGGAAUUGAAUCCUGUAUCGGGUAAAAUAGUUGAAAGGUCGUUUGAGCUUUUGAAUGUUUUGGAAUUCAACAGUUCGAGGAAGAGAAUGUCGGUAAUUGUGAGGGAUGAUGAGGGGAGACUCUUACUGCUUUGCAAAGGUGCCGACAGUGUCAUGUUCGAGAGGCUUGCUAAAAAUGGAAGGGAAUACGAAGAGCAAACGAGGGUACAUGUGCAUGAGUAUGCCGAUGCAGGCUUGAGGACAUUAAUACUUGCUUAUCGAGAACUCAAUGAAGAACAAUAUACGGCGUUUGAUGAGAAAUUCUUGGAGGCUAAGAACUCGGUCAGUGCUGAUCGUGAGACGUUGAUUGAUGAAGUGACUGAAGGAAUUGAAAAGGAUUUGAUUCUUCUAGGUGCAACAGCUGUUGAGGACAAACUCCAACAAGGGGUGCCUGAAUGCGUCGAUAAGCUGGCUCAAGCUGGAAUUAAGAUAUGGGUUUUAACUGGGGAUAAAAUGGAAACAGCUAUUAAUAUUGGCUACGCGUGUAGUUUGCUCAGACAAGGAAUGAAACAAAUUAUUAUCACCUUGGAUAUACCUGAGAUUAUUGCUCUGGAUAAAAUGGGAGAAAAGGAUGCAAUUGCCAAGGCCUCAAAGCAAAGUGUAAUCGAGCAGAUAAAUGAAGGGAAGAGCCAAGUUGCCAAGUCGAGUUCAGAUGCUUUUGCCCUAAUCAUCGAUGGGAAGUCACUUGUAUAUGCAUUACAUGACGACACGAAAAAAUCAUUUCUUGAACUUGCAACUAGCUGCGCAUCCGUAAUUUGUUGCCGUUCAUCACCAAAACAAAAGGCCCUAGUAACACGACUUGUCAAAGAAGGGACAAGGAGAACAACUCUUGCAAUCGGAGAUGGAGCCAAUGAUGUUGGCAUGCUUCAAGAAGCGGAUAUCGGAAUUGGAAUUAGUGGUGUUGAAGGAAUGCAGGCUGUUAUGUCGAGUGAUAUUGCAAUUGCUCAGUUCAGAUUUUUGGAACGUUUGCUUUUGGUGCAUGGGCAUUGGUGUUACAGAAGGAUAUCAUCAAUGAUUUGCUACUUUUUCUAUAAGAAUAUCACUUUCGGUUUUACGAUCUUCUUGUACGAAGCUCACGCAUCAUUCUCCGGCCAACCUGCUUAUAAUGACUGGUUUUUAUCCCUUUACAACGUAUUCUUCACUUCACUACCCGUAAUUGCAAUGGGAGUCUUCGACCAGGAUGUAUCCGCAAGAUUUUGUCUAAAGUUCCCAUUGCUCUACCAAGAAGGCGUGCAAAACGUGCUCUUCAGCUGGCGCCGAAUAAUCGGGUGGAUGCUCAACGGCGUCUCAAGCGCUCUGAUAAUCUUCUUCUUCUGCGUUCUGGCCUUGGGCCCGCAAGCCUUCAACCGGGACGGGAAGCCCGUCGAUUACCAGAUCCUCGGGGCCACAAUGUACACGUGUGUCGUCUGGGUCGUGAACUGCCAGAUGGCGCUCGCCAUAAGCUACUUCACUUUAAUACAACACGUUUUCAUAUGGGGUGGUAUUAUUUUAUGGUACGUUUUUCUUGUGAUAUACGGAGAAAUGCCGUACCAUAUCUCGACGAGUGCGUAUAAAGUGUUUGUCGAGUCACUUGCACCGACGCCCUCGUUUUACGUGGUGACAUUUUUCGUGGUGAUAUCGGCUCUCGUGCCUUAUUUUGUGUAUAAAUCGGUGCGAAUGAGGUUUUUCCCGAUGUAUCAUGGGAUGAUACAAUGGAUAAGGCACGAGGGGCGAUCGGACGACAUGGAAUAUUGUAAUAUGGUGAGGAAUAGGUCGAUAAGGACCACAACUGUCGGGCUUACGGCCCGUUCGUUGGCCAGGACGAGCCCGUUGAUGCAGAGUCAAAGAUGA